Messenger RNA from Boleophthalmus pectinirostris (great blue-spotted mudskipper), 2721 nucleotides. It is a transcript of the gene sesn4, whose product is annotated as sestrin 4. The transcript is spliced from 9 exons. Lineage: Eukaryota; Metazoa; Chordata; Actinopteri; Gobiiformes; Gobiidae. The record is from RefSeq and is a predicted model, not a curated record. Gene Ontology annotation, molecular function: oxidoreductase activity, acting on peroxide as acceptor; L-leucine binding. Bases 147 to 1478 code for a protein of 443 amino acids. Gene Ontology annotation, cellular component: nucleus. Gene Ontology annotation, biological process: negative regulation of TORC1 signaling; cellular response to leucine starvation; regulation of response to reactive oxygen species.
CUGACCGGACCUCCGCUGCUGCCCGUCUCACUCGCAGCGGCAGUGAGCAGUCUUUUUUUUUUUUUUUUUUUUGCCUUUGUUCGCUGGCCUGAAGUCACCAAGGAAAGUACAAAGCUGCCUCCAUGAAAUAGCACACUUUCUGAAAAAUGAUCAUCUGUACGAAUAAAAUGGAGUACCCCUUAAGAGCUCAGUGCCAGCGAGUACAAAAACAGGUGAUGGUAAAUGGUGAGAAGGAGCGGGUGACGCUGCUGUUCAUGAAGCUGGCCAAUAGGGGCAGCGUGGACACUGUGGCUCAGCAGAUGGCCGCUCACCCUCAGUAUCUGGAGAGCUUCUUGCGUACACAGCACUACAUCCUGCACAUGGACGGCCCACUGCCUCUGCCCUACCGACAUUACAUCGCCAUCAUGGCAGCAGCUCGACAUCACUGUAACUACCUGGUGCACCUGCACUCAGCCCAGUUCCUGAAGGUCGGAGGGGACCCUCUGUGGCUGCACGACCUACAGGCUGCUCCAGCUCGGCUGCGCCUUCUGGACCAGAUCAACAAAGUCCUGGCGCACCAACCAUGGCUUACAUCCUGUGCACACAUCCAGGCACUGCUGAAGUCCGGUGAGCAGUGCUGGUCUCUGGCUGAGCUGGUGCAGGCUGUGGUGAUCCUGGCCCAUUGUCAUUCACUUUGUUGCUUUGUGUUCGGGUCUGACGCCGAGUCAAACUGUGCCUCAUUCUCCAAAUCUCCCAGCGGUACAUCGCCAAAGUACUGCUCUUUUGAUGCUGCGAACGGCAACACCAAUGUGCCUCCGUCUGUGACCCCGCCCCCUGACCUCAUAACACACCGGAGGUCUCUAGACUCCAGCAGUGACAUGACAGGUUUAAAGGAGAGGAUUCAGAAGUCUCAGGAGGAGUGUGAGAAGAGAGAGGAGCGGCUGAUGCAAACACAAGCUCUCCAUCAAACUGACCUGGAAGAAGAAGAUGAGGUGAUCUGCUUCACAGACUCAUCCCGUUUUAUCACAGACCCUGACUUCUGCUAUCAGGAGUUUGCCUGGCGAGACGACGACCACUUUCAAGUCUUCAGAGUUCAGGACUAUUCAUGGGAGGACCAUGGCUUCUCAUUGGUUAAUCGGUUGUAUUCAGACAUUGGACACCUUCUGGAUGAUCGAUUUCGAAGUGUGGCCACUCUCCCCUCUUUGCUCAGUCAUGACCUGAGAAGGGCAAUCUGGAAUUACACACAUUGUGUAUUAGGAAUACGGUAUGAUGAUUAUGAUUAUGGAGAGGUGAACCAUCUUUUGGAGAGAGACUUCAAGUUCUACAUCAAAGCAGUGGCUUGUUUUCCGGACACCACCAAGACCUCAGUGUGCCUGCUCAGUUGGACCUCACUAAAACCUCCAGAACGGAUACACGUGAAUCUAUUAAUCAUGGAGGCGCGGCUCCAGGCGGAGCUCCUGUACAGCCUGCGGGCCAUCACGCAGUACAUGAUCCUAUGAGGGGGACAAGUCUCCUCUCCAGUGGUACGGAUGCCCACCCAGCACACUUGGGCCCACAUGGGACGACAGCAGCACUUUUGGGGAGACAUGGCUUCAUGAAUGUUAAACUGUAGUGUGCCACAACCGUCUGCUAAUAACUGUUGUGUUGUCAGACAUCUGGACAUGAUCAAAUGUGCAAUUCUAACUAGCUCUAUUUUAUUUUUAAUUUUUUUUUCAUGUAGCAAUGGCCAAGAGUCCUUUUUAAAUGACUAUUACUGAUGUUUUAGUCUGAAAUAUCUUUUUCUAUAAUUUGAAUGUCAACGAGAGUAGAGGUGAGUUAGUUUUCGACAAUCCUCGUCCAUAUUUUGGUGAGGGACUGGGACAUGUAUUGGACUAUUGUCAAAGACAUAGAUUUAACCUGAUUUACCAAGACAUUGUAAUAAUUCUGAGCAGAACUUAUGACAUCACUUUAGUUACUUUUAUUAAAAUGCACUUUUUAACUUUAUAUAUUUAUAUUAAAAACAAACUUGCGUUGAAGGUUUGACACACUCCAAUGCAAAAAAAUUAAUUGAACAUCUGACUGAUCUGAAGCCAAUUUUUUAUUUUUUUUGGGGGGGGGGAAAAAACAAACAAAAAAUCAUAGUAAUGGUCCAGUUAUUAGAAAAGGCCAACGUACUAAGUCAAAAGUCAGAACAAGACUUUUGUUCUGUUACUCCUAGCAGUUGCAUAGGACAGAAUAAAAUGGUCAAGUGAUUGAUUGUUGAGAAUCAUUUGUAAAUUAGAUUUUCCAAAUGAAAGCAUACUGUUAUCAGUUAAAAACAAAAAGUGCAAUGUGUCUUUUAUACGUUUUUGUUUUUUUGCAUGUGACACUAGGACCUCUGUUUGUUGGCCUGCCGCCUGGCAAGCCCUGACUGUGUGAACAGCUGUUAAGACAUUAGAAGACCAGAUGUAGAUACAUAUCAAUAAAUGUGAUAAAUCCCAGUGCCUUCAGGUCAAAAUUGGGGUGUUUCUGAAACAAAAAUUAUUACUAAUUUUGGGCCUAUAACAGAAUCACUUCCAUUGGAAAGUUUCAGCAAUGUCAGCACCAGUACCAGCUGUGUACAAAUAUGCUUUAAAAUUCAAGAGCCUUGGACACACGUGGAUGUAAGUGUUCAUCUUUACAAAAAACAUAAAUAAUGAAAAAUGAAGAUCGCUCAGAAGACAAUUGUAAAACACUUGAAAAUGUGAAGAAGUUAUGUUUUUUCUAUAAAGAUAUUCUAAAGUA